This is a messenger RNA of Menidia menidia (Atlantic silverside), 5415 nucleotides long. The record is from the annotation of a GenBank genome assembly. Lineage: Eukaryota; Metazoa; Chordata; Actinopteri; Atheriniformes; Atherinopsidae.
AUGCAGUCUUGUGCUAGGUGUGGGUUUGUGGUCUACCCAGCAGAAAAGAUCAACUGCAUUGACCAGAACUGGCACAAAGCAUGUUUUCACUGUGACGUCUGCAAGAUGGUUCUCACUGCUAAUAACUUCGUCAGCCACAAAAAGAGGCCAUACUGCUCCGUGCACAAUCCGAGGAACAACACCUUCACCAGUGUUUACGAGACUCCCAUCAACAUCAACGCCAAGAAGCAAAGCAAGGCCAGCAGUGAGCUGAAGUAUCGUGAGGAUGGCGAACGCUUUAUGUCCACCUUCCACUGUGACAUGAGAUCCAUGGAGCUGGAGAAGGCUCGUCUAGCCAGUCAGAUGACCAGCCAGGCCUUUCAGGCUCAGACAGAGUUCUCCCAGCAGCAGAGCUGGUAUUCAGGAAUGGUGACCAACCAAGAGAUUGUGACUAUGUCUAAGUCACAAAAUGCCAUCAGCGAUGUGAAAUAUAAAGAGGAAUAUGAAGAGGCAAAGGGAAAAGGCAGCUUCCCAGCAAUGAUCACACCAGGUUACCAAACUGCAAAGAAUGCCAAUACUUUGGCUAGUACUCUGGAAUAUAAAAAAGGUCAUGAAGAAAGAGUUUCAAAAUACACAACAUUUGUUGAUUCCCCAGAGGUACUUCUGGCUAAGAAACAAGGACAAAUUCUCAGCGACCUUACCUACACGGAAGAAUAUGAGCAGCAGAAGGGGAAAGGUAGCUUCCCAGCACAUCUCACCCCAGGAUACAAGGUUUCAAAGAAGGCAAUGGAACAGGCUAGUGAUAUCAAGUAUCGUCAGACCUAUGAGCAGGAGAUGAAGGGCAAAGCCAGCACUGAGGCAGCAGCUGCUGAGAUGGUGCAUGCCAGAGAGAAUUCAGAGAAUUUCAGUCAGAUUGCCUACACAGAAGAAUAUGAGCAGCAAAGAGGUAAAGGAAGUUUCCCUGCCAUGAUCACUCCCGGUUAUCAUCUUGCAAAGAAGGCACAGGAAAAUGCUAGUAAUUUAAAAUACAGAAAGGACUUAAACAAGAUGAAGGGCACAUCCCACUUCCAUAGUUUAACAUCGGAAGACAAUCUGACAUUGAAGAAUGCCAAAAAAGCCCACAAGAUUUUCAGUGAGGUAGAGUAUAAGAAAGACUUGGAAAACACCAAAGGUCACAGCAUCAACUUCUGCGAGACACCACAAUUUCAAAAUGCUGCCAAGGUUGCCAAGUUCACCAGUGAUAACAAAUAUAGAGAGAAGUACACUAGUGAUUUAAAGGGCCACUAUGAGGACUCAGGAAUUGAUAAGAGGACCAUGCAUGCCAUGAAAGCGGGGACGCUGGCGAGUGACAUUUCAUAUAAACAAGGAAAUGAACAGGAGCAGGGUGACUACAACUAUCCAGCCACCCUCACACCUGGUUACCAGAGCCAAAAGAAGCUGGACCCACUGAAAGACAAGAACUACAGGCAACAUAUUGACCAAGUCAAAUACAAGUCGGUGACUGACACUCCUGAGAUUGUUUUAGCCAAGAAAAAUGCUCAGCUUGUCAGUAACUUAAAGUAUAAAUCCGGCUAUGAAAAGACGAAGCACCAGUACACUCUAUCCCAGGAUCUUCCGCAAAUCCAAAACGCUAAAGCCAAUGCUGCUUUGUGUAGUGAUAUUAAAUAUAGAGAAGAGUGGGAGAAGACCAAGUCUAAAGCAUGUGAAACCGGUGUAGACGACCUUAGCGUGAAAGCUGCCAAAGCCUCCCGAGACCUCGCCAGUGAUAUUAAAUACAAAGAGUCCUAUAUGAAAAACAAGGAAACGGCAGUUGGGGUCAACAUGAGCGAUUCCAAGACAAUGCACUCUCUUCAAGUGGCCAAGAUGAACAGCAAUAUUGAGUACAAAAAGGGCUCCAAGGAAAGUCAGGCCCAGUACAGCCUUCCACUGGACAUGAUCAACCUGAGUCACGCCAAGAAGGCUCAGGCUCUUGCUAGUGAUCUAGAUUAUCGCACAAAGCUCCACGACUACACCGUCAUGCCCGACGACAUCAAAGUCCAGCAGGCCAAAAAGGCUUAUGCCCUUCAGAGUGAGAACCAGUACCGUUCCGAUCUGAACUGGAUGAAGGGGGUGGGCUGGGAGGCAGAGGGAUGCCUCAACAUUACACAAGCCAAGAAAGCUGGAGACCUGCUCAGUGAUACCAAAUACCGUCAGAAGGCCGACAGAAUCAAGUUCACCCACGUGGCAGAUGACCUCUCCAUCAAACACGCCAAAAAAAGCCAAGAUCUACAAAGCAAUUUGGCUUACAAAGCAAACACAGAGCAAAUCAUACACCAGUAUACAAUGAGGAACGACGAACCACUUUUCAGACAAGCAAAAGCAAAUGCUGACCUGCUCAGCGGGAAAGUGUACAAGAGUCAGUGGGAGAAACAAAGGGACAAAGGCUUUGAGCUUCGCUUGGACUCUCUGUCUAUACUCACAGCCAAGGCAAAGAGGGACUUGGCAAGUGAUGUCAAAUACAAGGAGAAGUAUGAGAAAAGUAAAGGCAGAGCUAUUGGUAUUAAGUCAGUCAGUGACGACUCUCAGAUGGCUCACUCUGCUCUGGCCACAAAACUUCAGAGUGACCGAUACUACAAAAAGAAUUACGAGGACAAUAAAGCCAAAUACUGUGCUUCUCUGGACAUGUUGAAUAUCAGUCACGCCAAAAAAGCUCAAGACCUGGCCACCGAGACCAAUUACAGGACUUUCCUCCAUGAGUACACCACUCUGCCAACGGACAUGAACGUAGCCUGGGCAAAGAAAGCUUAUGACUUACAGAGUGAUAGACAAUACAGGUCAGACCUGAACUGGAUGAAGGGUGUUGGGUGGGAGGCCUCAAAAUCUCUGGAUGUUCAACAGGCAAAGAAAGCUGGAGACCUGCUCAGCGAGAAAAAGUACCGUCAGGAUGUGAGUGCUCUGAAGUUUACCAGUGUUGAGGAGACACCAGAGAUGACACAAGCCAAACUCAGCAACAAACUGGCCAUUGAUAGGUUGUACCGGGAGAAGGGAGAAAACAUGAAGCACAAGUACACACUCAGCGGAGAGCUGCCUGAGUUGGUGCAGGCCAAGCUCAAUGCCAUGAACGUCAGUGAGAGCCGUUACAAGGAAUCUUGGACUAAGAUACGCGACGGUGGUUACAAGCUGCGUCUGGACGCCAUUCCUUUCCAGUCCGCCAAAGCCUCCGCGGACAUCCUCAGUGAUCAAAAGUACAAGGGAGAGUUUGAGAGAACUAAAGGAAAGAUGAUUGGACUUAAAGGACUACAGGAUGACUUGAGCAUUGCUCAUUCGGUCCAUGCCAGCAAACUACAGAGCGAUAUCAAGUAUAAGCAAGACUCUGCAAAGCAGCUCUCUAAGUUCCACCUCUCCAUGGACAUGAUUGAGGUUGCUCAUGCUAAAAAGGCUCAGUUGUUGGCCAGUGAUCAGGACUACAGGCUCUCUCUACAUCACUAUACCUCACUACCUGAUGACAUGAAGGUGCAGGCUGCCAAAAAAGCCUAUGCUCUGCAAAGUGAGAGAAUGUAUCGCUCAGAUCUGAAUUAUCUGCGGGGUGCAGGCUGGAUUGCUACUGGUGCUCUGCAAAUUGAGGGUUCAAAGAGGGCAACAGACCUCAUUAGCGAUAAAAAGUACCGCCAGCAGCCAUACAGUUUCAAGCACACCUCUGUUGCUGAUUCUCCAGAUAUCCUCCACGCUAAGCUUAGUGGACAGAUCACAAAUGAACGCUUGUAUAAAGAGAAGGGAGUGAAUGACCAACACAGCUACACUAUAACAUCCGAGAGACCAGAGAUUACACAAGCAAAGAUCAAUGCAGCCAACUUCAGUGAGAUUAGGUACAAAGAGUCCUGGCACACUCUGAGAGCUCAGGGCUACAAGCUCACAAUGCAGGACAUCCCCUUCCAGGCUGCCAAGAGCUCCACGGGCAUUGCCAGUGAUUACAAGUAUAAACACAACCACCUGCUGGACAAGGGUAAACACAUUGGGGUCAAAAGUGUCACAGAUGACCCGUACUUGCUGCACUGCCUGCAGGCUGGCCGGUUGGCCAGCGACCAGGAGUAUCGCAAGGAUGCACUGUUGAUCAGUGGGAAGUACAACCUCACCUCAGACAUGAUCCACCUGGUGGCAGCCAAGAAUGCCCAGGCCCUGGCCAGUGAGCAGGACUAUAGGAAGAGACUACACAACUACACGGUGCUUCCUGAUGACAUGAAGGUUAAGUGGGCCAAGAAGGCUUACAACCUCCAGAGUGAGAAACUCUACAAGUCUGACCUCAGUUUUAUGAAAGGAGUGGCCUGGGAUGGAAUGGGGGCACCUCAGCUGCAAUCAGCCAAAAAGGCUGGAGAACUCCUGAGUAAUAAAAAGUAUCGGCAGCUGCCGGACAGCCUCAAGUUUACCUCAGUGGCUGACUCUCCUGAUAUCAUUCAUGCUAAGACCAGCUAUCAACAAUGUAGUGAGAGGUUGUACAAAUCAGGAAAGAACGACGAUAUGCAUAAAUACACCUUACACUCAGACGAUCCAGACUUUGUCAGAGCCAAGAUCAACGCCCAACAGAUUAGUGAUAAAGUCUACAAGGCAUCUGGGGAGCAGGUGAAGACAUCAGGCUAUGACCUGAGACUGGAUGCUAUUCCCUUCCAAACUGCCAAGGCCUCCAGAGAGAUCGCCAGUGAUUUCCGUUACAAGGAAUCCCACGUGAAGGAGAAGGGCCACCAGGUGGGGCUGCGUUGUGUGGAGGACGAUCCUAAGAUGGUGCACUCACUGGCAGCCAGUAAACUCCAGAGCAACCUGGAGUACAAACGUCAGUCCAAGGAGGACCGAGCCCACUUCAAAAUGCAUGCAGACCAGCCUGAGUUCCUGCAGGCGAAGAAGAGUCAGGCUCAGGCUAGUGACCUCAGCUACCGGCACAAACUCCAUGACUAUACCUGCGAUCCCGAGCAGCUCAAUGUCAAGCAUGCCAAGCAGGCUUACAAGCUGCAGAGCGAUGUAAACUACAAGUCAGAUCUGAACUGGAUCAGAGGAGUGGGGUGGACCCCUCCCGGCUCCCACAAGGCUGAGCUGGCCCGGCGGGCUGCAGAGCUGGGGCUGACUGAGGGAGUGACCACUGAGGAGGCUAUUGCAAAGUAUCAGCACAUGAUGAUGCUGCAUCACCAGCAGCAGAUGGAGCAGCAGCAGCUGCAACAACAGACUGCAGAGCACGUGGAGACGAGCCAGGAGAUUCAACAAGGCGUCAACAUGGACGCCAUGGAGGUCCUUCACGUCAAGAGGAAGAAGACCAUCCAGACCGUUCAGAAGAAAUCUUCUACCACCACAACUUCAUUCAAAUCCAUGGAGAAGAAAUCCAGCUCCUCCUCAUCUGCCUCAACAGCUGCUGUCCAGAACACAGUUAAGAUGACAAAGUCCAGUAAAGCUGCUGCGAUAGAAAACGCAUAG